CACUGGCCCAGAAUGCCCUCUGAGGGGAGGUCAAGAUGGCAGCGAGCUCGCUGGAGAGAGAAGAGAAAGAAUUUACGCUGAAGCAUUGUGGCAAAUACGGCUAUGGCGGAAAAAUUGAUGAAAUUCGACAGAAAGAAUUCCAAAGGCUUGGAGAUGCUGUUUACCUUGACAACAUUGCAGCUGCACAAUAUCCAAAGUCAUUAUUGGAGAGAUUUCAAGCAGAUCUAACCAUGAACGUCUACAGUAAUCCCCACAGUGGCAGUCAAAGUAGCCAACACACUACAGAAAUAAUCACGGACGUUCGUCACCGUAUUCUCCGGCACUUCAAUUCCUCUGCAGAUGUGUACUCUGUCAUAUUCACUGCCGGUGCCACUGCAGCAUUGAAGAUCGUGGCAGAGUCUUUUGACUGGAAGCUUGGGGCAUGUUUUUGUUACCUACAGAACUCUCACACAUCUGUUGUUGGUGUAAGGGAGGUUGCUGUAAAGUAUGAUGUGAGGCCAGUCUGUAUUAACGAACAAGAAUUAGUUGGGAAGGAAGUCAAUCAGGAUUGGUUAAACAAAAGAACAGGCUUGACACUGAGUGAUGGCUCCUCUGAUGUUUUAGGACCAAAUCUUUUUGCUUAUCCAGCUAUGUGCAAUUUUUCUGGAAAAAAGCUUCCACUAUCUUGGGUGGGGAGCAUACAAAAUAGCUUAUUGCCAGGCCAAGAUGGCAGGAAUUCCUGGUAUGUGUUACUAGAUGCAUCAUCCCAUGUCAGCACGUCACCUCUGGACCUACAAGUAUGCCCUGCUGACUUUAUUCCUAUCUCAUUCUACAAGAUUUUUGGUUUUCCAACUGGUUUGGGAGCCUUACUUGUGAGAAACAAGAGUGGAAAUGUUUUGAAGAAGGUGUAUUAUGGUGGCGGGACAGCCCUCGCCACUAUUUCAAGUGAAAGAUUUCAUGUACUCAAGAAAGGUAUUGAUGAAAGAUUUGAAGAUGGGACGUUGCCAUAUUUGGAUAUAAUAGCCCUACGGCAUGCAUUUGAUGUUCUUGGCCAAAAGACAGGUUCCAUGUCAGCUGUUAGUGAUCACACUUUUUCCCUAGCAAGAUAUGUUUUUCAAGAGCUGGUCCAACUGAAGCAUGAGAAUGGCACUCCUGUCUUUCAAAUGUACUGCGGUACAGACUUCAGCAGUGAGCAAACCCAGGGUCCUGUCAUAAACUUCAAUGUAGUGAGAGCUAAUGGGGAAUAUGUUGGAUACACUAAGGUUCGGCAGCUUGCCAAUCUCAGCAACAUCCAUUUGCGCACAGGAUGCUUCUGCAACACUGGGGCUUGCCAGUAUUAUUUAAAGCUUUCUAAUGACAAAGUAAAAAGCCAUUUCCAGGCUGGUCAUGUAUGUGGGGAUCAGUUUGACCUAAUUGAUGGUCAGCCAACCGGAUCUGUCAGAAUAUCUUUUGGAUACAUGUCAAAUUUUAGUGAUGCUUGGAAGUUUGUGCAGUUUUUAAAGAAAUGCUUUGUAGAGAAACAAGCAUUUCCCUCCUUAGAAAGCUGUGUUUGUGAGGAAAACAUGAGAGAAGUGAAGGGUGCAAUGGAUGAUGGGGCAGUAAAGAAAAAGCUAAAUGAUAACCUGCAAGAUGAUUCAAGAAAAGAUGUGUUCAACCUUGAACAGAUAUGUUUGUAUCCAGUAAAGUCUUGUGCAGCUUAUAAGGUUUCUAACUGGAGGAUUGGACCACGGGGAUUAAACUAUGAUCGACAGUGGAUGGUCAUCACUGAGUCAGGAGCCUGUGUCAGUCAGAAAAGAGAGCCUAAACUUUGCCUGAUCAAACCUUCCAUUGACCAAGAAUCUGGGCUUUUACUUCUUGAUGCACCAGGUAUGCCGACCUUGCAAGUGCCAUUAUGUCAGAAAGGAUCUGAACUCAUAAGACAAUCAAAAGUCAACAUAUGUGGAGACAGAGUUGAGAGUGAUGACUGUGGUGAUGAAGCAGCAAACUGGUUAAGAGACUAUUUCAAAAAAAGCUAUAGACUUGCACAGCAGAAAUCAGAUGACUGCAGGGGAUCUAAAGGUGAUGGCAAGCAACUCCUUUCUUUGGCAAACACAUCACAAUAUCUACUCAUCAGCAGAGCAAGUGCUUUGGAAAUCCACAGACAGAUGAUGACUUGCAAUGUUGAGAGGUCAGAAGUUCUUGCUGUGGAUAACAUCUUGGACAGAUUCAGAGCAAACUUAGUGAUCAGUGGUGAGAAGCCUUUUGACGAAGACAGCUGGCAAUUCAUGAAAAUUGGUCAAGAACAUUUUGAGUUUCAGAGUGUGUGCACCAGAUGCCGCAUGGUCGGCAAUGACCAAGAAACAGGAAGGACAAUGACAGAGCCUUUAAAAACGCUCGGAAGACUACGAGGGACCAAGGUGAGCACCUUUGGCAUCAACCUGGUGCAUGUGUCUUUGAACAAGCAAGAGAACCACAGACAAGCCAUACUCAGUGUUGGGGACGAAGUUAGAAUACUAAAACAUUGUCAAUAAAAACUCAAAUUGGCUUUUUUCAACACAAGUCGAUAUUUUACGCCCCUGUGAAAAGUCUUAAUUUUUGCGAAAAUAUUCUCAGCACGUUUCGCGAGUGCCCGUCACUAUUGUGUUUGCAGGGGAUUUAAUUUUUCGAAUUUGAAGCUCAAGAGACUUUAUUUUCUUGUUUUUACAAAAGGCCAAUAUAAUUAAAACAAAAGUUAACACGCUGCCCCUUCAGUAGAUUUGACCAGAAUAAAUAGUUAAUUAAUACAUACAUAGUUAAUUAAUUAAUUUAUUUAUUUAUUUACUUAAUUUAUGCUUUUAUCGAUUUAUUUAUCUGGUUAUAUCAUAGAUGUAGACACCGGGCGAAGUAUCAAACUUCCUUUUUUUAAUGCAGGGUAAACUUUUUUUUUUUUUUUAAUUCCUGUAUGUGCUAUUGAAACUCGGUAUAGAAUUUUAUUAUUUGCAAUAAAAAAAAUUGAAUAAGGCAAGACGGAAUUUGGAAGGGGGAAAAAAAAAGGCUCAGGAAAAACAAAAAGGCCCGGACGGGAUUCGAACCCGUGAUCUUUGGUUUACGAGACCAACGCCUUGCCACUUGGCCACCGAGCCAACCACGUGUGCGAAUGAUCGUUUUAUAAUAUUUAUUUGUGUGCUUGUGAUGCCUGUCAAGUAACAUCUUAUUCUUCGGUAUUCACAUCCACUAGAUGUCAAUAACUAAUUAAAUCUACAAACUACAAAUUAA
Molecule: messenger RNA, 3213 nt
Organism: Nematostella vectensis (starlet sea anemone)
Lineage: Eukaryota; Metazoa; Cnidaria; Anthozoa; Actiniaria; Edwardsiidae
Product: molybdenum cofactor sulfurase
Exons: 11
Coding region: 36-2489 (817 amino acids)
Biological process (GO): Mo-molybdopterin cofactor biosynthetic process
Molecular function (GO): pyridoxal phosphate binding; molybdenum cofactor sulfurtransferase activity; molybdenum ion binding
Source: RefSeq, a predicted model, not a curated record